UCAUUGAAGUGAUCCCAGACACUGACAAAAUGGUCUGCGGGAUGAAGGGAGUCACCCGGGGCCCCGACGACCCCCCGCCUAAGCCCCCUCUGGGACUCCUCAGCACAGACGACUUCCCAUUGGUCUACAAUAAUGUAUGUACCUGCUUUGGAUGUGAAGAUUUGAGGAAUUCUUGACGAGGAUUUGCCAUGACGAUGGAAUAAAACUGGAAGAAUGAUAAUGAAACACAUCAUCUGGUGACAGGCCACUUUAAAUUUGACUUGAUGGAAAGUACCUUCUUAGAUGCUUCAACAACCGGCAGUUUUCAGCUUUAUACACCAAAUUCACACUGCAUAAUGAAUUAAUUAUACAUUUCACCAAACUUGUGAAAAUGAUUUCAUGACAUUUUUUUAUGCUUGAUGAAAAGAAAGAAAAGCCAUCGGAGAAUACAAACUAUAAAACAAUACCAAGAAAGAGAAAGAAAGAAAUAUAAUGAGGACCUGAAACCAUUAGUGUUGAAAUCAUUUACACAUUAUUUUAAUAUAUGGAAAAGGUCAGUAAAAUGCUUCAGGGUUACUUCAUUCUGAUGUCUCUAAAGGGAAAUUGUGUUUUCUGUAUUAAAGCUAAUAUUUAAUAUUCCAGCCAUAUUCAAACCAUAAUGAUUGGACUUUUAAUAUCAGCAUUUAUCGGAUGUUGGCGUUGUUUGUUUGUAAUACUGGACUAGCUACCGACAUUAGUCAAUUUUGCUGAUGAGGCUCCCAAGGAUAUAGUUUGACAAGACAGCACCAAACAUGAGCUCCGUGGAGCCCGAGGUUUCCCAAGCUGUGCACCAGCUCCCUCCAUUAUUUUAGGGUGUUCUUUUCUAGGUGUAGCGAGGACCCCCAAGACGCUUGUACACUAGACCGCCGCAUAAGUUGUGACUGUCGAUGAGUUCGGUAAUAUUAAUGUCAUAUUGUGAGGCCGCUAUCACCUAAUCUAUGAUGUUCUUUGUGUCAACGAAAUAUAAGCCAAUACCAGUAAAAUAUCAAUUUUUUGAACAGCUCCAUUGGAACAGGAAAACUGUGGACAUGAAGGGAGAAAGUUACGAAGCUAUUUUGGAGAAGAGCCCAGGGUUCAAUAACCCCAACUGCAUCCAAUAUCUGUCUGAACUUCUUGGAAUCUCCAACAUGCACUGCACUAACUUUGUGUCAUUGAGGGGAGGAUUUUCGCCAGCGGAAUAUGCAGAUGAACUUCGUCAGGCCCAAGCCAGCAAGUGGGCAUUCCGUUCAGUAGCUGAAGGUAUCGAACAUUUCAAGGCAGGACGUCACUCUGAAGCCUUCCAAUGUCUCAACAAGGCCCUAAGCAUUGACCCAAGAAAUGUAGAAGGAUUAGUAGCGAGAGGCGCUUUAUACGCCAACAGUGGAACUUUCAAGAAGGCAAUAGAAGAUUUUGAGACAUCUUUGAAAUUGAAUCCGAAUCACGCGAACGCUAGGAAGUAUUUGGGAGAGACACUGGUUGCGCUCGGUCGCAGCUAUGAGGAUGAGAAUAAAAUCACGGAAGCUCAAAAGGCAUACGAGGAUUGUUUAGCUAUCAUACCGUUUCAUGAAGAAGCUCAGAACUCUUUGGAUUUCCUCAAAAGCAAGACAUCUACUACUAAGCCGCUGAUUGAACCGGCAGAGUUGUUAUUGCCCGGUUUGACUGGAGCGAAAUCAUUUGAAAUGAAGGAAACUAUUAAGCAGCUUUUAAAUCUAACUGAGAAGAAGGAGAAGAAAAAGAAGAAGAAGCGAGGCAAGGGUAAGAAGAAGCGGUCGAGCAGCUCAUCGUCCUCAUCCAGUGACUCGUCCAGUUCCAGCUCAUCUUCCGAAUCUUCCUCUUCAUCCUCGGACACUAGUGAUUCUGAAGGUCCCAACCGCAAGAAGAAACGCCGUACGCAGUCCAACAACAAGCGUCAACGUUCCCUCUCACCGCUGAGCAAGCGCAUGGCCAUGCUCGGCGAGACAGACGCCACACGGACGCACAACUCCCAGUUCAACCAUCCGUACGGCUACCAGCCGCCACCACCUCCUGUAGAAGAGGCUAACGCACCGGCGAAGUCACAGGCCGAUAUAGAUUAUGAGUUGAAGGUGCGGAAGUUCCUCGAGAUGACGAAAGAGGACUCUGACUACGAGGACAAAGUGCGCAACUUCUUAGAAGAGACGGCUCAGUACAAACGCAACAGGAAAAUGCAGGAGCUUGGCCAGCAGCAGCAACCGAGCGGCGACCAUGAGAAGAAGAAGAAAAAGAAGAAGGACAAAAAAAAGAAGAAAGAAUCAAAACGUAAACGCAAGGAGCAAGAGCGAGAGGAAAAGCGGAAAUCGAAGCUUGCGCGAUCUGCCGCCAACAACGAUUACAAUUUGCGAGAUUUGGACAACAUCGGCGACAAAAAACUAAGGGACGCUAUUAGAAAAGAAUUGAAAGGGAAAUCCAAGAGGGACCUCAGUUCAGAUGGCGAAUAUGAUAGAAAACACAGUGAUAAAAGGAUACUCGACGAGAUGCACGGCCUAGAAGAGCUCGAAUCCAAACUGAGCGCGUAUCACGUGAUGGUGGAGAACGCGAGCAAGCGCGAGCGCGGCUCCGUGAGUCCGCUCGACCAGGCGCCGCCCCCGCCGCUCGAGAAGCCCAAGUGGAAAAUGUCCAUGAGCGCCGUCAAAGACCCUAGAGUUCAGAAGAAAGAAAAGUCAUCCAGCAAGGGAUAUAAGGAGCAUUACGCAUUUGAAGACAGUUCCGAUGAUUCACAAGACCCGCCUAAGCCCCCGACGAGUGGCGACAAGAACGUGUCAGUGCGCCGCGCUAUGGCCAUGAAGGAGCCGCCGCCACUGCCGUCCUCGAAUAACAAGAACCGCGAGCCCGACCCGCCCGGCACCGAGCAGCAUCCUCCGGUCCGCAAAGGCAACAUAGUGCUGGACAAGUUCGGGUCGUUCCGGCUGGCGCAGGAGGGCGAGACGCCGGUGUCGGUGGGCGGGCAGCGGCCGGAGCAGUUCGUGACGCGCAUCAAGCCGCCCACGCCCGGCGCGCGCCGCCCGCGCAGCCCGCCCUCGCCGCGCCCGCGCCGCCGCUCCUCCACCUCCGACGACGCUAGGGACCAGAAAAGGUCGCGCAGCAGGUCGCGGCCGCGCAAGUACCGGUCGCGCUCGGGCUCUCGGUCGCGCUCGGCGUCGUCGGGCAGCGGCUCGGCGGGCUCGCGGCGGCGCCGCUCCGGCUCGCCGCGCUCGCGCUCGCGCUCCGACGCCUCGCGCUCCUACUACUCGCGCAGCCGCUCCCGCAGCCGCUCCGGCUCCAGGGAUGGAAGAUUCCGUCGCUUCAACCGUCGCGGCAACUGGCGCGGCCGCGGCGGCUUCGAGCGCGGCACGUACUACCGGCCGCGCUUCCACACCUUCAACGGCGCGGGGCGCGGACGCGGCCGCGGCGGGAACGACUUCCGCCGCGACGACCAGCGCCGCUUCCAGCAGGACUGGCGCGACAACCGCAGCCGGGGAGGACGGCCCUUCAGGCCUCGCCGUGGACAAGGGGGACGGGGGAGACCUUUCAGGGGAGGAUUCCGAGACUUCCGCGACCGCCGCGGCGGACGGUACUCGCGCUCGCGCAGCCCCGACAGGACGCGCCGCUCGCGCUCCUACAGUCCCGAACGGCGCGACAAGGAUAGAGACAGCUACUCCCGCUACUCUGAACGCGACAGCCACCGCAGCGAGGGCGAGUACGAGGAAGAGAGAUACGUGGACCGUAAGGAGUACGACGGCAAAUGGGCCGACGGGAACGAACCCGAAAGGAACCACACCGAAGAAAAGCCCGCUGAACCUGCCCCCAAAGAGUAACUCCUAUACCACCAACGUUUUAAACUUUCUAGGCUAUACUGUAUUGGUUAGGGUGCCGACUUCUUAUUCACUCGCAUUACCCGUUUUAACACAUCCUUGAGGUUUAGUUGUAAAUAUAGUUUUAUGAGUACUGUAGGUAUUUUCUUUAGUCAGAGAAUUUGGUGUCAAAAUUAACUGCAUUCAAUCAAUAGCUUGUCAUAUGUGACGUCCCACGGGCAAAGGUACCUUAUGGCGGGUAUGGAGUUAUGCAUACCCCAGUAAUCUACAAUAAACAAGCUAUCGAUAACACAAAAGAUCAACCUUCUAAGUUGCGUAGUUACAGAGAUAUGAUUUUUUUAAAAUAAUGUUGUGAAAUGAGCAACUUUACAAUAGAGAAGUUUUAAGUUUAGCCGCCUAAAAAACUAUGUUCCUGAAGUAAGUUACAUAGUUGACUACAAAUAAUAAUACCUUAUAUAUCUGAGAUUAAAAAAAUGUUGCGACUUGUUCUGUAAUGCAAAUAGAAACCUUUGAUAUCGACUGAUUUAUGUGUAUACUAACCAAUCUCUUGAAAAUAAAGUCUUAUUUCAUUUUCACGAUUGAUUGCAAUGAGCUCUCAAGAUUUAAAUUGUAUCUAUUAGAAAACGACACUGAGAGACAGUUUAAGCAAAAAGCAAUACCGAUUUAGAGGUGAAAAUGUAUUUUCUGACUUUUUCAUAUAAAAUCAGAAAAUUGAAUAUUUUUACUUUUAAUGUAACAAACAAUCAAUUUUUCUGAGCACAUAUGAAAGAAAUUCUAUCAUUCAAAUGAAAUAAAUCCUAAAACCCCAACUAAAUACUAUAUUUAACCCCUUAUGCCACUUUAAACUUACAUAACAAUUACAGUAUUUGCUCCAUACAUUUACGAAAAGGUACCUUAUGGAAAUAAAUCUAAUAAUACAUCACUACAAAACAUCAAUCACAUUGAAGUUUAUCUUUUAUGAAUAGAAAAUAUUAAUUUACAUUAAACUGCCACAAAUUUAAUUAGUUCUUCGUCAUAAUAAUCUUAAAAAAGACCAAUAAUUUGUAUGUAAUGAAAAGGUACCUUGUGGUUAAGUUACAUGAUGAGGCAUGAUGAUGAUGGAACAGUUAGGAUAAACUAAUAAUAUUUUGGGGUAAAGAUGGUAUAAAUAGUCUAUUUCUUAUCAAUAAUAUAUUUUGGUUGCCAUUGAAGACAAGCGGCAUUGAGGUUCAAUGACCUCAGAUAUUCCAUAAGGUAAUGCGUCGGGUAUUGGCAUUUUUCAGCAAACCAAUGGCUGAUUUAUUGCAUGCGACCAAACCAAAUGAAGAUUAUUCUAGUUAAGAAAGACUUGACGAGAGUUACUUUGGUAUAAUAGCAGGCUACUUGGAUUUGUAAUAUCGGUCGAUGUACGGUUAUAAUAUUUGCUAGGCGCCCCAACCAGAACUGAAAUUAUCAAAUUAGUUUUGCAGAAUGCUAAUACAGUUCUCUACCAAACUUCUUUUCCCGUAUUGACUAGUUUUUUUGGGAAUUUUCAAUCUUUUUUCCAUAAGGUACCUUUUCGACUAAACUCUGAGACGACAUUACUAGGCUUAUAACUAACUUAUAACAAAAAUAAAAACAGGUAAACAAACGUUACGCAUUAAGGUUUCAGAUCACACAAUAAAAAAAAAUUGAGCAUUUUUUCACCUCUUUACAAAACAUUUCAUAUCUCCGAAACUAGAAACCCUCAUAAGGUACCUUUUCCCGUGGAACGUCACAUAUUGAAGGCCAUUCCAUGUUGCAUCUUGUCAGAUGUGUGUUAAUUAAGACGGUACUAAAAAUAUUAAUAAAGAAUGAACACUCAA
Messenger RNA from Cydia fagiglandana, 5629 nucleotides. Its product is annotated as tetratricopeptide repeat protein 14 homolog. Gene Ontology annotation, molecular function: protein binding. The record is from RefSeq and is a predicted model, not a curated record. The transcript is spliced from 17 exons. NCBI's taxonomy places the organism in Eukaryota, Metazoa, Arthropoda, Insecta, Lepidoptera, Tortricidae. The coding region runs from base 957 to 3809 and encodes 950 amino acids.